AUGGCAAGAAUAAAUAGCUUUAAUGCCAUACUAAGGACAAAAGCCUUGAAUUUUAAUGCAAAAAGCCAUCUACAGAGAUAUAAUAAAAAAGCUUCACCAGCAAGACCAGACUCUUUUACAGGGUGCCAUCCUGCCUCAUCCGCCCCAACAGCUUCACAUAAUACAGAAAUAGAUAUGUAUUUAGAUGAUAAUAAAAAGCACAGAGAAACAGCCAUAUGCAUGCAUAAAAAACCCAUGACAUCCCAAAACACCCAAGGCUUUUUCAUAAGGCCAUAUGCACACGUGUUUUUAAUACUUGCAAUAUUGGGUAUGCGUUUAGUAUGUGCAAUACUGGAGCUUGAAGAAGCUUACGAAGUGCAAAAAACAGUAGUACACGAAGACAAUGGAAUACAAUGGGUGGCGAGUAUGAAUGGCCCGCUUAGCCCACUCAUGCUAUGCAUAUACGAUAAAACCGAUUUUAUUUACAAGCAGAGACUUAUUUAUUCAAAUGUAGACACGUAUUUCAUUGUAUCUGAUAAAAAAAACAACAACUGUUUUACAAGAUACCCAAGCAAAGACGUGCCAUAUACGAAAGAUCAAAAUGAAAAUCACAUGAAAAAAGAGACAAUAGACCUCUUUACUGUGCUGAUCAAUCUAUUUCCCUCGCCUAAGAAAAAAACAAGUAUCUUUUCGGAAGAAACUUGUAAGGAUUCUUUUACUCUAUUCUUGAAAAGUGACCCUGUAAAGGACCACGCCCACAUGAUUCUUGCUUCGUUGCUGCUGCUGUCAGAGGGAAUUCAGGUGCCUCUGCUAUUGGAGAAUGUUGAAGAUUCUCAAGGCUCAAAUAAAAAACUAGUACUAAGAAAAGUAGGAUGGAAGCAAAGAAAAGAAGAAAAAGAAGAGCAUUUUUCUCUUAAUAUGUCUGUUGCUUUUCAACAAGAACAAGAAAAAAGUAGUACAAAAUGCAAUCUUUAUCUUGAAAAGCAGACAAAAGCUAUUCAAGUCAUUCAGUUCUUCAUUAGCAAAAGGAGCAAUUCAAUACUUGAAAGUAUUAUAACGUCAAUUGAUCCUGAUAAAAAGAUGGAGUUGUGGACGGAUGGUUUUAUCUACAGUGCAAACUAUCUCAUACGAUCGUACAUAUACUACUAUCUGGAGAGUACAAAAGAGGCUAUCAGCUUCAACCAAACAGUAUACAGAAUGCUGAAAGAGCACAUAGAAGAAGGAAAAAAAAAGAAUUGCGAUGUAGAAGAAGAAAUUGGAAAUAUAAUUUUCAAAAAGUGCUUUGUUCCUCAUGAUAAAAUCUCGAACACUCUCCAUUACUGGGAUAAAAUACAGAAGAUUGAAAGCAUUAUUGCGAACUCAAAGCCAACUCAAAUACUUCCAUUUACAGAUCUUGAAGAGCUUUCUGUUAAAAAAACCGCCAAUAUAAACAUAUGGAACAAUAUGUACUUAACAACAGAGGUAUUUGUGACUGAUAUAGAACACAUAGUGCUUGGCUUGUUCUGCUGCUUUGCAUAUGACAUGCACAGUAAUGUAUACAGAACUGGCCACAUUCCCCAUAUACUAAAAGACGUAGAACAAGUGUUCUCUCUGCCAUUAAACAUUACUGGGUAUAUUUUUAAUAGAGAGCGCGGAAUAAAAGCAAGUACAGCGAAUAGGGAGAUUUUAAAGAAAGACUCAGACCAUAUAGCUCCGGGAAAGAAAAUUUCCAAGAAAAUAUAUCAGGAACGGACUAAAGUAGUUAGAAAACUACUGAUUAAUAAAGAUGGAGACCCCAACCUUGAUAAUAAGAGCAUUAAGGUGGGUGUUUUCAAUAUGCUUACAAUAAUUGCAAGAUUGACAAGAACAUACACAGCAGAGAAAAAAAGAAUAGACUAUUUUAGAAGCAAGAUGAUAGUGAGGGGCCCUUCUUUUUUUAGCCAAUAUUCAUCAGAAUAUAAAAAAGAGCUAGAGGAAUAUAUAGCAGAUUAUUUUGCCUCUCUUUCAAGAGACUGUGUUCCAUGCAGUGGCUUAGCCGGUUGGUAUGAUUAUAAAUAUGCACUUAAAAGAAAAAGACAAAUAUUUGUAAAAUUUAUAUUUCUUGGGCUAAACAGCCCUAACUAUGCAAAUGAUAUAUGUGGAAAGCUAGAGAUCUACUAUGCGUAUGGAAGAGAAGCGCGGCCUAUAAUUAUCAACCUGAUAAACAAAAAAACAGCUUAUCUAGAUAUUGGUUUACCAGUUAUAAAGCUAAAUAAAGAUAAAGAAGAAAAUACCAGAUUGAUGUACCAAAUAAGUAAGAUUCCUAAAGAUACGUUUGUAGAGUACGUCCUUUCUACAUAUAUCAACAGAAAAAAGUCGCAUAUACUAGACCAAUACAUAAUACUUGAUUAUUAUAUACACCAGAGUCUUGAUGGUACAACCACAAUGUUGACUAGUGGGACAAUUCAGCCAGAUCAAUAUCUGAGUGAGUAUCGGUAUGGUAUAUUUAAUCAUUUGGAAAAUAAUAUAUGCCAAUAUGCUGCUUCUGAAGUCUUGAACUACAGCAAUAUACGCUUUCUAUGCAAUGUGCUAAUCGAUAAGCAAACGCUUAAUAUAGAAGAUCAGCUAUUUUUAAUUGGGUGUCUAGCAUGCGUAAAGUCAAAAACAAAAAAUGUACUAGCCCGAAUGAACGAUAUCAGAAAUGACAGGAGAAUGUACAGAGAUGAUAUUUCCACGUCCCGCAUGACAGAAAUUUUAAGUAACAUUAUAGAAACUGGAUCUAUUCUUGAGAUUGCAAAUGUAGUAACAGCGUAUGGACAGACACGCUGGAGCCGUAAAAAUCAGUGUAUAAAUGUUCUAAUGCACGGAUUAACUCCUUUCAAUAGAUAUAAAGUGAUUUUGGCUUUAUAUGAAUACAGCUCUCUUACGUUUAAAAGUCCAAGGACCAAUUAA
Molecule: messenger RNA, 2889 nt
Organism: Nematocida ausubeli
Lineage: Eukaryota; Fungi; Microsporidia
Exons: 1
Coding region: 1-2889 (962 amino acids)
Source: RefSeq, a predicted model, not a curated record